GCUGUAUUUUGCCUGUUGUCAGAUCUGACAGGCGAGUAGUACAGGGUUUAACGCUCGCUCUCCACCUCCGGCGGCCCACAUGGCUGCGGCGAGGCGGCGCCAGGAGCUGGCCGGCGAGGGGCAGCGUCACCUGGAGGAGGCCAUCGCGGCGGCCUUCCAGAUCCUCACCUCCAUCGACCACGAGCUCUCCGACCCCGCGCUCUGGUCCUCCUCUCAGCACCAGCAACAGCAGCAGGACCCGCCUGCAGCUGCUGGCUCCGACGCCGCCCCUGGCGGCGGGCGCGGAGCGAGCCCUAGCCAUGGCGGGUCGCUGGACGAGGCGAGGCACAGUUACAAGACGGCCGUGGCGGCGCUGCGGGCGUCCAUCACUGCGGUAUCCUCCUGUCGCGCUCAGGAGAUUGGACCAACAGAGGACAAAGGAGAUACAGCUGAGAUCAAGAAAUUGGAAGAUCGUGUAUCUGUUUUGAGAAAGGAAAUUGAAAGCAAAAACAAGGACGUAAAAUGCCUCGUAGAUCACCUCCGGGACUUAAUAUCGGAUGUAUCUAUGUGGCAGAGCUCAGGUAUAUAAUUGGUGUACUACCACGCAUCAACUGCAUGCUCCUGCAGUAAAAUCCCCAAAGGCAUCUUGGGCUAGUGGAAUCAGAAGCGUACAGGGAAGCUUUUCAUUGACUUGCUUGUCAGUUGCCACAGAGCAACUGAAGACUCUGUAUCUGUAUGUAUGUAUAUGACCGAGAAUUGUAAGCAACCGACUCUGAAUCUCCGAGUAUCUGUAUGUGUUUUAUUUGUUGGUAUGGACAUGAAAUCUAGAAUUAGGCCUUCAGACUGUUAAUGGGUUAAAUGUGUGUACUAAGUUAUUGAAGUUUAUGAAGCCAUAUAAUGCGAGUGCUUUGAACAUGA
Molecule: messenger RNA, 897 nt
Organism: Oryza brachyantha (malo sina)
Lineage: Eukaryota; Viridiplantae; Streptophyta; Magnoliopsida; Poales; Poaceae
Product: mediator of RNA polymerase II transcription subunit 30-like
Exons: 3
Coding region: 80-568 (162 amino acids)
Cellular component (GO): mediator complex
Source: RefSeq, a predicted model, not a curated record